Medicago truncatula (barrel medic) is the source of this 2025-nucleotide messenger RNA. Its product is annotated as tonoplast dicarboxylate transporter. The transcript is spliced from 6 exons. The coding region runs from base 81 to 1727 and encodes 548 amino acids. Gene Ontology annotation, cellular component: plasma membrane. Gene Ontology annotation, molecular function: transmembrane transporter activity. Lineage: Eukaryota; Viridiplantae; Streptophyta; Magnoliopsida; Fabales; Fabaceae. Gene Ontology annotation, biological process: transmembrane transport. The record is from RefSeq and is a predicted model, not a curated record.
AAGGCCAACACUCAACCUUAACAAUCAUUCCUCUUCUCUGCAACUGCAAAUACCUUAGCCAAUUCCUUUUUCUAUUCAAAAUGACAGGAGAACAUAGUGAAACAUCAGUUUCCGAUGAAUCCAACAAUAACCUCAACCUGAAGGCCCCACUUCUACCACUCCAUAGAACACAAAGCAAUCCUUUCAACCUCAAAUCCUUUUUCACCCUCAACAAUUUCUAUGUUCUUCUUGGACCUUUAUUGUCCCUUUUCAUAUGUCUCUUUGUUAAACUUGAUACUCCAAACAACAAUAGCCGUAACAUGCUUGCUGUUAUUGCUUGGGUUUUCAGUUGGUGGGUUACCUCUGCUUUACCACUUCCUGUUACUUCUAUGUGUCCUCUGUUUCUAUUCCCUCUCUUUGGAAUUGCUUCUGCUGAUACCGUUGCUCACUCUUACAUGGACGAUGUCAUUACACUUGUUUUGGGAAGUUUCAUUCUUGCUCUCGCCGUUGAACGCUACAACGUUCACAGAAGAUUGGCCUUGACCGUGACAUCAGUGUUUUGUGGGGAACCGUUGAAUCCAGCGCUAUUGUUAUUGGGUCUAUGUGGCACGUCAUUCUUUGUGAGUAUGUGGAUGCACAACGUGGCAGCUGCCGUGAUGUUGAUGCCGGUGGCCACAGGGCUGCUACAGAGGCUGCCACCACCGUCAGAGCAAUCGGAGUUGGUGAAUAAGUUCAGCAGAGCGGUGGUUCUGACAGUGGUUUAUGCGGUUCCAAUUGGAGGAAUGAGCACUUUGACAGGGACAGGUGUAAAUUUGAUAUUGAUUGGAAUGUGGAAGAGUCUUGUUCCUGGUGCAAAACCAAUAAGUUUCAACACAUGGUUCUUCUUUGCUUUUCCGGUAGCGAUUGUUUUUCUUGUAUGCUUUUGGUGUAUUCUCUGCUUGAUUUAUCUAAGGAAGGGCUCAGCUAGCGCUCUCUCUCCUUAUUUGAGUAAAGGACACUUGAAGAGGGAAUUGGAAGCUCUAGGUCCCAUAUCUUUCGCAGAGAAAAUGGUGUUGUCUGUGUUUGGGUUGCUGAUCAUAUUAUGGAUGACAAGAAGGAUCACAGAUGACAUUCCCGGAUGGGGAACUUUUUUCCAUGGCCUUGUUGGUGAUGGAAGUGUCAGUGUUAUGGUGGCUGUAUUAUUGUUCAUAAUACCGAACAGAAAACAAGAGGGUGAGAGGCUAAUGGAUUGGAAUGAAUGCAAGAAACUACCUUGGAACCUAAUUUUGUUACUUGGAGCUGGUUUUGCUUUAGCUGAUGGAGUUCAAUCUAGUGGUCUAGCAGAUGUGCUUUCUAAAGCUUUAGAUUUCUUAGAAGAUGCCCCAUAUUUGGCAAUUGCUCCUGCAGUUAGUCUUAUAAGUAGUAUUAUUACUGAAUUCAUCACUUCUAAUGAUGCCACUGCUACACUUAUUAUUCCACUUCUAUAUCAUAUAGCUAGGACUAUGCAUGUACAUCCUCUUCUUCUUAUGAUCCCAGGAGCAAUUGCUACUGAAUUUGCUUUCUUGCUUCCUACGUCAACUCCCUCAAAUGUAGUUGGUUUUGCUACUGGUCACAUUGAAAUUCAAGAUACGCUCAAAGUUGGUCUGCCACUUAAGGUUGCUGGGAUAGCUGUGCUCUCAGUUUUUAUGCCAUCUCUAGGCGCUUUUGUUUUUGGAACAAAUGGUGUCCAAUGGAUGCCAAACAAAAUCUCUCCUUGGUUAACAAAUUGAUUUCUUCUACAAUUAAUUUCCACGAUGCUUUAUAAAUUUUUGGUGUCAUUUAUGAUUGAAAAUUUGAGGCAACCUUCCUUCUUACCUCAAAAACGAAAGUAUAGAGAAUGUGGGUGGGAUACCCAAUAUAUAUAUGUAGAUAUUACUAGGCAAAGGAGGAAGGGAUAUAAAUAUAUGUCUAUUUGUUUAUUGAUUUUUAUCUUAUUUUUCAGUCCGCAAAAUGAAGAGAUCUUAUCAAUUUCUGUUGUAAAAUGUUUUCAUUAUUGAAGGAAGAGUGAUUGUGUGUUUAUCUUUUUGA